Molecule: messenger RNA, 6646 nt
Organism: Nothobranchius furzeri (turquoise killifish)
Lineage: Eukaryota; Metazoa; Chordata; Actinopteri; Cyprinodontiformes; Nothobranchiidae
Product: phosphatidylinositol 4-phosphate 5-kinase type-1 alpha
Biological process (GO): phosphatidylinositol phosphate biosynthetic process
Cellular component (GO): plasma membrane
Molecular function (GO): 1-phosphatidylinositol-4-phosphate 5-kinase activity
Source: RefSeq, a predicted model, not a curated record
GUGGAUGGUUCAUAUAUGUUUGGGUAUUUAGAAAGUCGUCCGCCUGGGGGUAGAGAUGGGAGGCUAUUUACAGCUGACAACAAUUUCCUGCACAACAGGUAAAUAAAAUAGUAUCCGUGCAAAUGAAUAAUAAAUGCUUGGCAGCCAGCAGGGCCAUGAUUGGAUUCACUGCUGUGUUGUAAAUGCCAGUAGCUCUCUGCAUGCUGUCACAAUCAGCUGCACGAUGAUGUGCACACACAAGCAGGGGCCCUGUUGAGAUGAGCUACAUUAAUCCUACAUUACAAGCUGCUGUUUACAAAAUCAAUAGUGCAGAACAUGUUUGCAUGAAUCCUGCACUUGAUAUCUGUCAGCAGGUCCAUGCUCUCAUGUCCUCUUCCUAAUCCGCUCCAGGAGACGAUUCUUUUGUAUAUACAAAAUUAUAAAAUAAACCUCUGUAAUUGUAUGGAUGAGAAUUACAGGCAAAACAUCACAGAUGUGGUUGAGUUUAGCCAGUGCAGGGAGAUGCAUGCGCCUUCAUGUUCUGUUGCUACAAAGAUUGAUAUAUUGUCAAAUAUUUUUGCAUGCAGACACAGAAUUUGUCCAUGUUUAGCAUCACUUAACAUUAAUUUUUUCAGUUGAUAAGCGAAAGUUUCAAUUAUUUUUAUUACAGCACACUCUAAGGCUCAAGGCAUAAUUUAAACCCAAGUAAACAUGUUUAUAUGUAAUGAAUACUCUGAUUUUACUGUAAUAUGUCUAUUUCUAUCCUCCGCAGCUAUUUCCUUCUGUACUCAUAACAGAUAUGGCAGCGUAGGGUUGUCCUGUUUGUUGCUUUGCAGCUUAGUGACACAUUAUUCUGAUCUGACCCUAAUCCCUCAGACAGUCUGCGUUCUCCUGUGUCUCACACUCAUAGAUGUCCCACUAUUAACCUGCAGGUUACAGCUUCCUGGUGGAAACCAGGUCUUGUUGCAAGCAGCUGCUCUGACGGGGGAUCCUAAAGGUCACGAUGUAGCAAUAUGCAGUUUGUUCAGCUUAGAUCCAUGAAAUCUGCAGAUGAAACCAUGGUGUGUACAAUAGAAAAAAAAAAGUACUUUUAGUAACUUUCAGUUAUUUAUAAUUUGUAAUAUGGUUGUGUCUGGUUCAAAUGACAACAUUUAUCUUCAGGUAAUCCUCACAUUGUUUCUCUGUUGCCAUCACAAUGUCAAUGUUUGUGGUUGAGGAUGAAGACAAGCAUCAUCUAACUCCCUCUGAGCUAAUCUGGAGUUAUUUGAAAUUAACUGUGGCAAGGUGGAGAAAUGAGGGCCCGGGCGGGAUUCGAUCCCCAGACUCCCGGGUGAGAGUCACCAGUCAGCCAAAGGGAUAUCCCCUUGGCCAAGUAACCAGGGGCAUGAUCAGUCGGGUCACUGUGACAGGACGCUCACACUGCCACACUACAAGAGCAAGAGCUAUUCAAGUGGGGGCCAUCAGAUUCUGGGCCUUUAUUUAUUGAUUAAUGUAUGACCAAAUUUCUGCUAAACUAACAUUUGCAUCAGUUUUUGGCUUUUUUUUAAAUCUGAAAAUCCAGCCGUUGUUUGCAGAAACAGUAAAGAUCUCAUGAAGAUUGUCUUUUUGUUAUAAAAAAGAUUUUUUUUAAGUAGCCAUUUUUUCAAAAAUAAAUUUAGAACGUGACUGCAAGAAACUAUAAUAAUUAAGUUGAAUCUGUUUUUAUUUAAUUAAUUGUCACUGAAUAAAUUAAUUAAGCAGAAAUCAAUUCUGUUUGUGAAACUCAAAGUGUUCAGACCUGCGCUGGCAGCUUGUGUUAGCAUGCACCUCAAAAUAUUUCCGUUAUAAAUCACUGAAAAGCUUUUAGUCAACAUCACAGUCUCUGUCUAGGUCACACCCUCCUGCAUCUAAUCCAAACAACCAUUCCAACACAAUAAGGCAAAACGACAUCGGUGAUGUCUCGGGGGGGCUGGAAGGUGUCAGAACGGUUAAGAACUGAACUGAGAAGACCGGGAGUUCAGCUGUAGUAUGGAGUGUGUGACCAAAACAUGGAGAUACAAGCGUUGGGCCGGACCACACACAGUAGGGAUGCAACAAUACCACUUUUUUUCAAACUGAUACGAUACCGAUGCUUGGAUCUGAUUACUCGCCGAUACCGAUACUUCUAGCACACAGAAAUUGCUAUGCAUUGGAAUGUAGGUUUUAUUUUCUUCUCUGCUUUCAACAGCAAAAGACUGUGAGGUAGAUAAAAAGUAAAAUAUAUGAAUAGAAAUGAUCAUAAAACUAAAAUAUUAGGUGAACAGAAACGACAAGUUACAGUGAAGCCACUUUUAAGUGACUGCAUUGGUAUCGGUUACCUUUUACCGAUACCAGAAUCGGUAUCCUUAACACGCAGUAAUUAUAGGUAACGUCGUACGAGGUUUGAAGGGAAACAAACUCAUAGCGCGUAACCAGAAAAGAAAGGCGUAGGAGAUCCCGUGACCUGAAAACUUCUGGAGAAUGGAAUGAUGGGAAAUGAAGUUUAAUGCUUAGGUGAAAGUUGGUGCAGCUGAGUGGGAACCGUGGCAGUAGGGGUUCUCCCAUAUUACAGUCAGGACUGACAAAGCUCCUCAGAUGAAAAGCGAAACGUCUUUAAGAAACCAAAGAAGUCCAGUUGCCUUCAUUUGAAUCCUUUGGAUUAUAGUGAUGUUUGUAUAAAUCUUUAUUCUGUUGUCUUCUCCUUUAUCUAUGAGGGUAAAAAUGGUAUUAUAUGCAUCUGAACUUUCCUUUUACACCAUCUACUUGAGUGUUUUCUGUGUAAUUUAACAUUUCCACCGUUUAAUCUCUAACAGCAUCUUUUAUAAUCUUAAUCUAUAGUUAAUAUUAAGAUGAUGGAAACCAAGCAGCACCCCUCUCCUGUGUCCUCAUCUCGUAGACCGUUUACUUUUGUCACUUGUUGUUUGGAGAGAAUCUCUCUAAUCCUCGUGUGUGAUUGGCUGGUGGUGUGAUCUGCCGCUUUCAGCCAAUCAUGGCACUCGGAUUAAAGAGGAAGUCAAUCCAAUAGAGUUUUUACCUCGCCUGUACAAAUCUCACUGAUCCAGGAAUAGAAAACACCAGACUCCACUUCACACUUCUGAGUGAUUUAGCCUCUUUUUGCUCCUUUUCCUUCGGGAUCAUCGAACAACUGAAAAUCUGUAGAAAAUCUCUCCUGCUGAUUCCGCCAAGAAGGCUCAAAUAACAGAGAUGCCGUCCCUGUUUGGAGCAGACCCACCUCGGGAGAAGAAGAUCGGUCACAGGAGGGUGGACGCCUCUGGAGAGACAACUUACAAAAAGACCACCUCGUCUGCCCUGAAAGGCGCCAUCCAGUUAGGGAUCGGAUACACCGUCGGCAACCUCAGCUCCAAACCGGAGCGAGACGUCCUCAUGCAGGAUUUCUACGUGGUGGAAAGCAUCUUCUUCCCCAGCGAAGGCAGCAACCUCACCCCGGCUCAUCACUUCCCAGACUUCAGGUUUAAGACCUACGCUCCCGUGGCUUUCCGCUACUUCAGAGAACUUUUUGGGAUCAGACCAGACGACUACCUUUUUUCACUGUGCAACGAGCCGCUGAUCGAGCUGGCCAAUCCCGGAGCCAGCGGCUCCAUCUUCUACGUAACCCGUGACGACGAGUUCAUCAUCAAAACCGUCCUGCACAAGGAGGCUGAGUUCCUGCAGAAGCUGCUUCCUGGUUAUUACAUGAACUUGAAUCAGAACCCCCGCACUUUGCUGCCUAAGUUCUUUGGACUCUACUGCGUCCAGUGUGGAGGCAAGAACAUCAGAAUUGUUGUUAUGAACAACAUUUUACCGUGCUCUGUGCGCAUGCACCUUAAGUUUGAUCUGAAGGGCUCGACGUACAAGAGACGGGCAUCCAAGAAGGAGAAGGAGAAAUCCAAACCCACUUUCAAGGACCUGGAUUUCCUGAACGACGUUCCUGAAGGCCUCAUUCUGGAUCAGGACACAUACAGCGCUUUGGUCAAAACGCUGCAGAGAGACUGUCUGGUUCUGGAGAGUUUUAAGAUAAUGGACUACAGUUUGCUGCUUGGCGUCCACAACAAGAGUCUUGCAGAGAGGGAGCAACAGUCCCAGGGCUCCCCCACAGCUGGGGGCGAUGAGAAGAAGCCUGCAGGCCAGAGAGCUCUGUACUCCACAGCUAUGGAGUCCAUACAGGGGGGGUCCACAUGCAGGGACACACUGGACCAUGAAGACACUAUGGGUGGCAUUCCUGCUGCGAGUGGGAAAGGAGAGCGCCUCCUGCUGUUCAUUGGAAUUAUUGACAUCCUUCAGUCAUACAGAUUGAUCAAGAAACUUGAGCACUCUUGGAAGUCUCUCAUCCACGACGGAGACACCGUGUCCGUCCACAGGCCCGGCUUCUACGCUGAGAGGUUCUACAGGUUCUGCAGCUCAGUCGUCUUCAGGAAAAGCAGCUCUUUGCGAUCAUCUCCCUCUAAGAGAGGCAGAGGAAUGCCGUCCAAGUCCAGUGCUGGAACCGGGUCAACUGGGCAGCGCCCUUCGCUGUGUGAUGAAAGGCAAGACAACUUUGAGAACCUGAGAGGAGCUCGCAACCUUCCCAUGCUGGAUGACAACAGUAGGGAUCCUCCUUCCUUUGAAGACGCCACUACAGCAUCCAUCGCCACGACUCUGUCGUCUAACAACUCUUUACCCACCUCGCCGUUCGACACACCAGAACAUCCACGCUCCAGAAGACAGAUGGCUUCACCGAAUGUGGCCAGAUCACAAAAAGAAGUUGUCGAGGUUCACGGUGAUCGCCAGGAGACCAUAACCGUAGAGGUGGAGCUGAGCAAAAUCCCACAGAGCACCGAGCUCACACAGAUGACUGGAAUCAUCUCCUCCAACCAACAAUCAUCCCAUCAGACAGUCUCCUCAUCUUCCGCAUAUUCCUCCACCACUCUUCCUCCCUCUUUUGUGUCAUCCUCCUCUUCUUCUGCUCAGUGUGCUGCUCAGUCAUCCGCAACACUCUCCACAUCCAUCCGUCCAUCCAACAAACCCCUCACCUCCCCGGAAGCGCUUCAGUCUUUAACCCCUCCUUCUCUGGUUUCUAAACCAGCCGUGCAACCUACAAGCACCGCCUCCCUCCCUCCCGCCUCAGCUUUCACCCCUAUCUGCACUGCGUCCUCUCUCUCCCCCACACCUCCCUCCUCUCAGCAUCUCCCAUCAACACCUCCCUCCUCCUCCCCCUCAAGCCCCCAGGUGUCUCAGCAGGUGCCACAAAAUCAGCUCUCAGUGUCCAGCAGCCACGACUCGCUGGACGGGGAGGUGCAAGUUUCUGACAUUUACUUCUAUGCGGAUGGACGAUAUUGGGUGUACUCUCCGGUUCUUGGCCGUCGUAAACUUAACUCUAGUUCAAGUUACAAUACUCAGGAGGACCAGAGCUGGGUGAAUUCUCCUUUUCACUACCGCUCCGAGUCCAGAAAAGGCUCCGAUGGUGGGAGUGAGACAUAAUCCCCCUGUGGGGACGACAGUGAUGGGUGGAGUCCUCGAGUACAAAAGCGGUGAUGUUUUGCCGAUAAAGCCACGAGGAUGCUGCAGACUUACUGCCGUUUGAUGGGUGAUGAAGCUUUCAUCUAAAAAAAAAAAAUUGGGAAUGCAUUUUGACAAAUUAAAAUGAAAGAACAGAAAAAAAAUCAGUAGCAGCAUGAUUUACUGAACAUCAGUUAUUGGACAAUGUGUUUAAAAAUGCAAACUAUCUGUUGUUACAUAAUUUUCCUGAGAGUUUGGAUGCAGAAGCAGCAGCAGCUUAAAGAGCGAAGCGGGUCCAGACUUCUGUCCCUUCUCUGCCUAUGCAAUAUCAGUUACAGAUUUCUCUUAUUGACUCUUUCCGUAUUUCUGUCACUAGCAGCAUGUCGGUUUGUAGGCUUUUGUUUUAGGCUCUUUAUCAGUGUUCACACUCCAACCACCGUGUAUUCACUACGUUCUUACUCUCCCUGUGCUGUGUACUGGUCCAUUUAGAGAAUCUGGCAUAAGAGGUUGUGUUCAAAUGGCCUUACUAACUCUUUAAUAUAAACACUUUGUAUGCAUCUUCCACUAAAACACAACUAUUAAAAAUAUCUAUCUGUAAUUAAAUGCCAACUAUUUUUAGCAGAGUGAUUAAAAUGCAUUAUAGAAGGAUAAUAAGAAGCAAUAGAUCUAAUAGUUUCUAUUUUUUGUAAACUGUUGGUUUGCAUGUGCUUAAGCACAUACUUGAUCUUGUGUUGCCGUGUGUGCGCACGUGCAUGGGUUUGCAUGCCAAAAUGUAAGAUGGGGACUUUUUUCUCUCCUCUCUUUUUUGUCAGAUUGUGAAAAAAGUUUUUUUUUAGUCAGCUGAGAGCUUGAAGCAGCUACGAGCUUGUUGGCUCUGUGUGGAGAACAAAACACGCUUGGCUCGGUUUCCACCAACACUGGAGAGAAAUGAUUACACCAGUCUAAAACCAAAUGUUCCCCAGUUUGCAUAUGGUGUGGUUAAAAACAGAAAUGGCUGUUUUUAUUGGUCCCCUGUGUGAUAACAUGCUGAAACAACAAUCAGAAUCAUUUGACCCCUGUUUGAGUGUGAAACACCACUUAUUCAUUUUUUUACUGUUUAAAUUCAGAUUGCUGAUGUUAACCUGCCUGUUUGUGGGCAACAGUGUUUGUAAUUUAUCACUGUGAACAAUCUAAUAAAGUUAUAUUGUGUUAAUGA